CUGCUUGGGAGUUCCAAUUUAAGCUCUUUGUCAAAGGCAAAGAAUUAUGGGGUCAUAUUGAUGGAAAAAUUCCCGCACCGACGGCUGAAGCAGAUUUGGCGAAGUGGGAAACGAAAGAUGCCCAAAUCAUGACCUGGAUUCUUAGCUCUGUUGAGCCUCAUUUUAUCAUGAAUCUUCGGCCUUACAACACUGCUAAGGAUAUGUGGGAUUAUUUGAAAAAGGUUUAUCAUCAAGCCAAUGCAGCUCGAAGGUUUCAAUUGGAGUAUGAGAUGGCUAAUUUCACACAAGGAAGUCUAUCGAUUGAGGAAUAUUAUUCUGGUUUUCAAAAUCUUUGGGCUGAAUACUCAAAUAUUAUUUAUGCGGGUAUUUCUGGUGAAGCCCUAUCAGCUGUCCAAACGGUGCACGAGAUUAGCAAGCGAGAUCAAUUUUUGAUGAAGCUACGAUCUGAUUUUGACGCUACUCGAUCCAAUCUGAUGAAUCGUGACCCUGUGCCUACGUUGGAUGCUUGCUUGAGUGAGCUUCUCCGAGAAGAACAACGAAUCAAAACGCACACAGUUAUGGAACAAAAUAUGAAUUCUUCUGCUCCAGUUAGUGUGGCCUAUGCUGCCCAAGGAAAGAAUAAGCCCAGAGAUAUGCGUUCUGUCCAAUGCUACAGUUGUAAGGGAUUUGGUCAUCUUGCAAAGGAUUGUUCACAAAAAUUUUGUAAUUAUUGCAAGAAAAGGGGGCAUAUUAUCUCCGCUUGUCCUAUUCGCCCUGCAAAGAAACAAGACACUGCUUAUCAUGUCUCAGUUGGUGCUUCGAGUUCUACUGCUUUGCCUGCUCCAACUUCUGUUCCUACACCUCCUGUCAACACUCUUACUCCAGAAAUGGUACAACAAAUGAUUGUGUCAGCCUUUUCUGCCCUUGGUCUUUCAGGAUCAAGUGUCAGGGAAGAUCAUUCUGAAGGGACCUAAAGUAGGACGACUCUUUCCGCUAUGCAUCUCACCUUCCACAUAUUGUCCUGUUUUUUCUCUAGUUUGUGUUGAUGAUA
Messenger RNA from Vigna unguiculata (cowpea), 1030 nucleotides. The record is from RefSeq and is a predicted model, not a curated record. NCBI's taxonomy places the organism in Eukaryota, Viridiplantae, Streptophyta, Magnoliopsida, Fabales, Fabaceae.